Molecule: messenger RNA, 5774 nt
Organism: Jaculus jaculus (lesser Egyptian jerboa)
Lineage: Eukaryota; Metazoa; Chordata; Mammalia; Rodentia; Dipodidae
Gene: Znf532
Product: zinc finger protein 532
Exons: 11
Coding region: 202-4353 (1383 amino acids)
Source: RefSeq, a predicted model, not a curated record
UGUGUGGGGGGAACACACCAUGACCUUCCCCUCUUCAGGAAACCCUAAAAGGGAGAAGCAACCCCCAGCGAGAUUCCCCCCUGUGCUGAUGGUUUUCAGAGACUUGUUGGCAACUCAGCAGCGAGGGUUGCCAUAGCUUUUUUAUGUAGGGUGACCAGAACCGGCUGAAACUGGUUUGAGGCAGAUCAGCUCCUGAACACAAUGCAGUCACUGAGCUACUACAGUGGGAUAGCAGCUUCCUCUCUUCAUGGCAGCCAAAAGCAGAGGAGUUUGCAGGAAGGUGCCAUCCCCACACAGUAUGUGAACGCACACUUAGACACCACACAGCACUGGCUGUAUUCUGUUUUGUGCUUUUCCUUGUGGAAGCUUCUAAAGGGUGUUGGGGAUACUUGUGACUAUUAUGAAGGCCAAAGAGAAUGCAACCGUGUGACAGUAACUGAACACUGGCCCAAAGUCUUCCCCAAAGGUCAAGGUUCACAAGAACAUCUGAUCAAAUUCAUGACCAUGGGGGAUAUGAAGACCCCAGACUUUGAUGACCUCCUGGCAGCAUUUGACAUCCCAGAUAUGGUCGAUCCCAAAGCAGCUAUUGAAUCUGGACAUGAUGACCAUGACAGUCACAUCAAGCAGAACGCACACGUUGACGACGACUCUCACACUCCCUCGUCCUCUGACGUUGGCGUCAGCGUGAUCGUCAAGAAUGUUCGCAGCAUUGACUCCUCAGAGGGUGUGGAGAAGGAGGGCCACAGUGCUACUGGCAACGGCCUUCACAAUGGUUUCCUUACAGCAUCCUCUCUCGACACAUACGGAAAAGAUGGAGCGAAGUCCUUGAAAGGAGACACGCCUGCAUCAGAGGUAGCUUUGAAAGACUCAGCCUUCAGCCAGUUCAGCCCCAUCUCCAGCGCUGAAGAGUUCGAUGAUGAUGAGAAAAUUGAGGUGGACGAUCCUCCUGACAAGGAGGUCACACGCUCCAGUUUCCGAUCGAAUGUGCUGGCAGGGUCGGGUCCCCAACAAGAUUAUGACAAAUCAAAGGCUCUGGGAGGGGAAAAUGCAAGUAAAACUGGAAUCUCUAUCUCAGGCAAUGUAGAGAAAAACAAAGUCAAGAGAGAAAUAGAAACAAAUUCCAUAAACCUGAGUGUUUAUGAGCCUUUUAAGGUGAGGAAAGCCGAGGAGAAGUUGAAGGAGAGCUCUGAGAAGGGGCUUGAUGGGAAGCUGAGCUGCGAGAAGAACGACACCAGUCUUGUCGGAGUGGCACCAUCGAAAACCAAGUCAUCCUCCAAGCUCUCCUCAUGCAUAGCCGCCAUCGCGGCGCUGAGUGCUAAGAAGGCAGCUUCGGACUCCUGCAAAGAGCCUGUGCCCCGUUCCAGGGAAGCCUCCCCGUUACCCAAAGAUGUGAGUGACAGUCCCAGAGCAGCGGACAAGUCUCCCGAAUCCCAGAGUCUCAGCGAUGGCACCAAGAAAGUGUCCCUGAAGCCACCAGAUAGUCCCAGAAGCAUCUCCAGUGAGAACAGCAGCAAAGGGUCACCUUCCUCCCCUGCGGGGUCCACGCCUGCCAUCCCCAAAGUUCGCAUCAAGACCAUUAAGACGUCUUCUGGGGAGAUCAAGAGGACAGUGACCAGGGUGUUACCAGAGGUAGAUCUUGACUCUGGGAAGAAGCCUUCUGAGCAGGCGGCAUCCGUGAUGGCAUCCGUGACGUCCCUCCUGUCAUCUCCAACAUCAGCUGCUGUCCUUGCCUCUCCCCCCAGGGCACCUCUGCAGACGGCCAUGGUUACCAGUGCAGUGUCUCCCGCAGAGCUGACCCCCAAGCAGGUGACCAUCAAGCCUGUGGCCACUGCUUUCCUCCCUGUGUCUGCCGUCAAGACGGCAGGGUCCCAGGUCAUCAAUCUGAAGCUUGCUAACAACACCACAGUGAAGGCCACGGUCAUCUCCGCUGCCUCUGUGCAGAGUGCCAGCAGCGCCAUCAUCAAGGCUGCCAGCGCCAUCCAGCAGCAGACUGUCGUGGUGCCAGCAUCCAGCCUGGCCAAUGCCAAACUCGUGCCAAAGACCGUGCACCUUGCCAACCUUAACCUUCUGCCUCAGGGGGCCCAGGCUGCCUCUGAACUCCGCCAAGUGCUAACCAAGCCUCAGCAACAAAUAAAGCAGGCAAUAAUCAACGCCGCGGCCACUCAGCCUCCCAAAAAGGUGUCUCGUGUGCAGGUGGUGUCGUCCUUGCAGAGCUCCGUGGUGGAAGCGUUCAACAAGGUGCUCAGCAGCGUCAAUCCAGUCCCGGUUUACAUCCCCAACCUCAGUCCUCCUGCCAACGCAGGGAUCACGCUGCCCUCACGCGGGUAUAAGUGCUUGGAGUGCGGGGACUCCUUCGCCCUGGAAAAGAGCCUGACCCAGCACUACGACAGGCGUAGUGUGCGCAUCGAAGUCACGUGCAACCACUGUACCAAGAACCUUGUGUUUUACAACAAGUGCAGCCUCCUUUCCCAUGCCCGCGGGCACAAGGAGAAAGGAGUGGUGAUGCAGUGCUCCCACCUGAUCCUCAAGCCCGUCCCGUCGGACCAGAUGAUCGUGUCUCCAGCUAGCAAUACGCCCCCCUCUUCCACGCCACAGAGCUCUGUGGCAGCCGCUACACACACUGUCACAAAGGUCCAGUCUGGCAUAACUGGGACGGUUAUAUCGGCUCCUUCAAGCACACCCAUCACCCCAGCUAUGCCCCUAGAUGAAGACCCCUCCAAGCUCUGUAGGCACAGCCUUAAGUGUCUGGAGUGUAACGAAGUCUUCCAGGACGAGACGUCCCUGGCUACGCAUUUCCAGCAGGCCGCAGAUACAAGUGGACAAAAGACUUGCACCGCCUGCCAGAUGCUGCUCCCUAACCAGUGCAGUCACGCGGCCCACCAGAGGAUCCACCAGCACAAAUCUCCCUACACCUGCCCCGAGUGCGGGGCCAUCUGCAGGUCGGUGCACUUCCAGACCCACGUCACCAAGAACUGUCUGCACUACACAAGGAGGAUUGGUUUUCGAUGCGUGCAUUGCAGUGUUGUGUACUCCGAUGUGGCCGCACUGAAGUCUCACAUCCAAGGCUCUCACUGUGAAGUCUUCUACAAGUGCCCUAUCUGUCCAAUGGCGUUUAAGUCUGCCCCAAGCACACACUCUCACGCCUACACACAGCAUCCUGGCAUCAAGAUAGGAGAACCAAAAGUAAUCUAUAAGUGUUCCAUGUGCGACACUGUGUUCACCCUGCAACCCUUGCUGUAUCGCCACUUUGACCAGCACAUUGAGAACCAGAAGGUGUCAGUUUUCAAGUGUCCUGACUGCUCUCUCUUAUAUGCACAGAAGCAGCUUAUGAUGGACCAUAUCAAGUCUAUGCAUGGAACGUUGAAAAGUAUUGAAGGGCCUCCAAAAUUGGGUAUAAACUUGCCUUUGAGCAUUAAGCCUGCCACUCAGAAUUCUGCGAACCACAGCAAGGAGGAUGCCAGGCCCGUGAAUGGGAAAGAGAAAUCGGAAAAGAAGUCUCCAUCUCCCUCGAAAAAGUCUGUGGAAUCCAAGAAGAUGGCCAGUCUCGGGUGGACGUGUUGGGAGUGUGACCGCCUGUUCACGCAGAGGGAUGUGUACCUCUCCCACAUGAGGAAGGAGCAUGGGAAGCAAAUGAAGAAGCACCCUUGCCGCCAGUGUGACAAGUCCUUCAGCUCCUCGCACAGCCUGUGCCGGCACAAUCGCAUCAAGCACAAGGGCAUCCGGAAGGUCUACACCUGCUCGCACUGCCCCGACUCCCGUCGGACCUUCACCAAGCGGCUCAUGCUGGAGAAGCAUGUGCAGCUGAUGCAUGGCAUCAAGGACCCCGACUUGAAGGAGCUCACUGACGCUGCCGAUGACGAUGAGGCUGAGCUCAAGCAGGACGCCAAGGCGCCGAGCCCCAAGCGGAAGCUGGAGGAGGCGCUGGAGUUCCGGCCGCGGGGCGCGAUCACGCAGCCGCUGAAGAAGCUGAAGAUCAACGUGUUCAAGGUGCACAAGUGCGCCGUGUGCGGCUUCACCACCGAGAACCUGCUGCACUUCCACGAGCACAUCCCGCAGCACCGCUCCGACGGCUCCUCGCACCAGUGCCGCGAGUGCGGCCUGUGCUACACGUCGCACGUGUCGCUGUCGCGGCACCUGUUCAUCGUGCACAAGCUCAAGGAGCCGCAGCCCGCGCACAACGGCGAGGCGGGCGCGCCGCCGGACAGCAGGCCCGAGGGCGAGGCGGCCGCGGCCGAGCGCCAGUGCAAAGUGUGCGCCAAGACCUUCGAGACGGAGGCCGCCUUAAACACGCACAUGCGGACCCACGGCAUGGCCUUCAUCAAGUCCAAACGGAUGAGCUCCGCGGAGAAAUAGCCCCGGGCUCCCGGGGACGCCGCGCGCGCCCGCCCGUAGGAGGACCGGGACGCUUUCGUAAGUUCCAGGGUGCAGCCGAAGGACCUGAUGCUGCCCCGCCGCCCUCCCCAAGCAUUAAGGCAGUAUUUGAGUUUAAAAGAGUUUGUAUAUAUUUAAAUAACUUUUUAUACUCUUUGUUACAUGUUUGUAUCAGUAUUUGGUGGAAAAUGUUUUGAGUUUUUCUGGGUUAGGAGUUUUCUUUUUUGUACGGUUUUCGUUCAGCGUUGUUAGUAAACAGGCAGUUCCUGACUUCAGACAACCCAUUUUUGUAUGUUACGGAUUCCAAUAAGUUAAUUCCAGGCUAACAUGAUGCCUUUUUUAGUGUUUUUAAUUUGUAGAACUCACCACAUAAAUUGUAGGUGACGUGGGUCUCACCACACUAGCAACUUCUAAGUGUCUUAGCGCUACCCUCAGGACGCCUGGGACAACUGCGCUCCAGCCCAGGCCAUGCCCGACACACUGCUGUUCCUGCAGCCUUACAGGCCCCCCUUUGUUUCUGGAAAGUGAGUAAAACAGGUCAGGAAUCCAGUAAGGCGCAUGGACAACCUUAACGCCCAUCCUGAAGAAUGAAGAUAGGGCAAGAGGGGGUGGAGAGGAGGAGGCAGGAUGGGAUUAUGAUUGAAAUGUAUGUGCAAAAAGAAUGGCAAAGUGAUUCUAAAGAAAGAAAUGGGUGGGGCUGAUUUUUUUCUGGGGACCCCUGCAAGGCUGGCUUACAGAGCACAAGGGGCAGGGUGGGGGCGGGGGCUGGACUGCGUAAAGUUACACAUCUGUACUUAGCCUAGCGCUCUGUAGUCAGGUUUUUAUCCCGUAACUGAGUAACUACUACACUACUCAGAAUAUCAGUAGUUCUCUGCUCUUGACAGGGAAAAAAAACCCACAAAGUCAUGGGUGACUUAACCCUUUGCUAGCUGCACAGUUGGCGUUUCCUGUUCUGGGUGCUACUGCCAAAUGUUCUGGUACUUAGGAGCUGGGAUGCACAACGCCGCCCGCGACGGCCUAUCAAUGCAGCAGCCUGCACUCUGCACCGGGCCGCAGAUGACGCCCUGAGCCCCUGGGUUUCGUCAGUCAUCUCUGUCCCGUCACUCACACCCGUGGUCCUGCUUGACGAACACUCUGUCCCUUCCAUGUAUAGUUCUCUGGGAAAGUUAGGUUUUGGUUUUGUGUUUUCUGUUGCAUCUUAUAUCUUGUAUUUAUCCCCCAACAUGUUUUGUACUUUGUUUUCCUAAGCAAAGAAGUCCUUUUGUGUAUCUAUAGAUACUUGCAUGAUAGACUGUAGUCAACGUUUGAGACGUCUUGCUGCCGUCAGGUGGGUGCACGACCUCCCUCACGCCUGCGUUAACCACAUUUCACAUGUAAAUAAACAUGGCGCAUUUGGCCCUUGA